Metarhizium brunneum ARSEF 3297 is the source of this 552-nucleotide messenger RNA. RefSeq lists its product as uncharacterized. The record is from RefSeq and is a predicted model, not a curated record. NCBI's taxonomy places the organism in Eukaryota, Fungi, Ascomycota, Sordariomycetes, Hypocreales, Clavicipitaceae.
AUGGCUGUCCCUCAGGUCAAUGGCGAUGUUUCGCCCCGUCCCAACUCUGCUUUCCUCCAGCACCUCCUCGCCUACCCUUUGAUCAGCGAUAGCAUCCACACUGUCAAGGCCAACGAGUACGCUCAGCGCUCCAUCAAGCUCGGCGAUUCUGCCUACCAGACUUUUGCUGCUCCCGUCCUCCCCUGGCUCGCCAAGCCCUACGAGUACGUCUCUCCCUACGUCGCUCGGGCCGACUCUCUCGGUGACAAGACCCUCGACCGCAUCGACGAGCGCUUCCCCGUCGUCAAGAAGCCCACUAGCGAUCUGUACAACGACACUCGCAGCCUGAUUUUGCUCCCUUACAACAAGAGUAUCGAGGGCCGUGACCACAUCUUUGACGUCUAUGCCAGCGAGGCCAAGAAGAUUGAGCAAAAGGGCCUUGUUGGCCAAGGAAAGGCCGCUGUCUCUACCGCCUUUGUCGUCAGCAACGAGACCCUGGGCUGGUUAAGCAGCUUCCUGGCCGCCAAGAAGGCUGAGGCCACCACUGUCGUCAAGGAGAAGGUCAAGCAGUAG